Messenger RNA from Lobosporangium transversale, 2304 nucleotides. RefSeq lists its product as hypothetical. The transcript has a single exon. The record is from RefSeq and is a predicted model, not a curated record. NCBI's taxonomy places the organism in Eukaryota, Fungi, Mortierellomycota, Mortierellomycetes, Mortierellales, Mortierellaceae. The coding region runs from base 16 to 2304 and encodes 762 amino acids.
CAUGAUACACACAUAAUGAAUUCCACAGCAUCCUCACCAGAAUCAUGUCUCUCAAUUGACCGGGUCUUCGACAAGAUUCAUUCCUCUGAUUACAAGGCUGCACUUGCCAACAGUGCUAAACGGAAACGAGUAUUGAGCUUCUAUGGUCAAAUAACACACAUGGUUAGCGCCACCAAAAUGGGACAUACAACAAUGACUAAUAAUAGCACACCCUGUACUGCCAUCGAUCUUGACACAUUUCCGAGCACACACGCACUGGACGUUAUUAUAUCAGAAAAGCGCUACGCUUCUACUGCAUCAUCUUCCUCGGGUCAGCUGCUUGAGGUGCUUCAGGACUCUCGUCCCUAUUCGCUCCACAAGGAUGCCAUAAAAAUAUUCCAAAAAAUGUGGAAUGGAGAGACUCCUGACCAUAUCAUCUGGCUAAAGCAGUUGCAGGAACAAUCAAUAUCAGAGACAGCUCGAGAGUGUUCACGGAUCGAGAAUGAACAACAAGCGGAAAUAGCAGAAAAAAUGACUAAGAGCGGUAUAAAUAUGAUUCAGCUCUCGGAUGAUGAAUCAACGACGAUCAGCAAGGGUACUACUGCUAGCAACAGUGAGGAAGAAAUUGAUUCUCCUGAGAACGAUGGAAAGGAAUCCGUAACUCAUCGGUCAGAUCCAGGGCAUGGAUACUACUCCAUUGACAGAGCUAAUGUAUUUCAGUCAAAACAUGAGGGAGAAAACCACUCUAUCCCAAGAAUGCCACAAAAAAUCGUUGCUGUUCUACUGAAUAACUGCCUUGUCGACACUCAAAAUCAGAACAACACUCUUUCAGGAGAAUCUUCGACGAGCGCACUCCUUACUCUUGGUUCUGUAAUGGAGGUUACAAGAGCUGUUAUGCUUUGGGAAGAGAUCAGUAAGGAAGAAGGCGCCAAAGUAUCAUUUCUUGGAAUAGCAGGGAAAACGAAGGUUAGAGCAAUGCCAUUAUCCCCUUCUCUCAUGAAGAAGAGAUCGAUUAACAAAGGAGUAAUGCAGGGCAGCAAAAUAUUGAACAAAGCAGAUCAAUUCACUAUUCAUCAUCAAGUAAGACUUCACCAUGAGCCUGAGCGACCUGGGAAGCGAAAGCGAGCACGAUCUCCUGUUUUUUUUAGUGAUGAGAAAGGUAUUGACGUCCCAGAAAGCUCUCUUCCUGUGCAAAGCAGACCUCCGAAGACAAAGCCAGUUAUUUCAGAGAUGUCCGAAACAUUAAAAGUCUCAAAGUUGAUGACAUUCAAGCAACAGAGGGACCGACCACGAGCCAUAAGCCCUUUAGACCUUUUUGUUCGACGGAGAGCUGAUUACAGCCCUCAAAGUGACAGCUUUGAUGAUGGUAUUAUUUUUCUUUCUGACCUAUGGUCAUCACUACCAUUUUCCAAUAUGACUACUGAUGCCUCCACCUAUUCAAAUGAUGAAUCUAUCAAGGUACCAAACCUUGACAUUACCAGACACAUCUGCUGGUUGACUCGGAUACACACUAUAAUAAUCCGGGCGAUCUGUAACGAGUGCAAUAACGAUUACAAAGGGAUGAGUUGUAUUUUUGGAUGUCUAUCGCGCAAAUGGCGCCUCCACACCCAUAUGGAAUGCUCGAUCACCGACGGCACUGCGGAAGCUAAGUUGGUGCUUUCUGCCGACCAAGAGGAUAUCUUGUGGACUCUGUUAGGGCUCAAAAAACGAAGCGAUGCAGGGGCAGUCGACAAGGGUUCUAACGAAGCCAUGGACAGAGCAGGCAGUGGUAAUAUUGUGGAUCGCAAUUUAGGACUAGACACAAUGUUCAGCUCCAGAAGUACUAAUUUUGGUAAAAGCUGCUUCCAUGAAAGCCAACAAGAAACCAUAAACAAAGUACUUCAGAGUCUGGCUCGAAGAGGCAAGUUAUUAUACAAGGCGCCAGCUGCAUCAUGCUUCAAUCGGAAUGUAAAAUCUAGCGACCAUAACGAGGGGAUUGAACAUGUUACCAAGAUUGAUCAAUACCAGACACCACAAGAACUUGCAGAAGAACAAGUCUGGUUAGACAUCUGUACCGCUGUGUGGCGAAGAUGCGAACGCUUCAUCUUGCAUGCUCAAAUUGUAUCUACAGCACCCUCAACAGACAUAACAAUAUCAGCAAAAGCCUCAACUACCGUCACAAAAAAUGUGCCACUCAAAAUUUCAAUGACUCGGAUCAAUCACCAGAAGACUAUCCAAACGUUAGUGCGGCCACCACUUGUCCUUCGCGCCAUUUAUGUAAAAUGGAUUACACCGAGGACAGAGGCUAACGUUCUGUUGGGCCAAUUGAUUCAUUCAUCGCAAUAA